Molecule: messenger RNA, 537 nt
Organism: Cercopithifilaria johnstoni
Lineage: Eukaryota; Metazoa; Nematoda; Chromadorea; Rhabditida; Onchocercidae
Source: the annotation of a GenBank genome assembly
AUGAAUAUAUAUAACAACAACGAGCAAGAAAUGAUGCCACGACGACAAAAGAAUUUCGGUACUCCUCGUAUUAUGACUUCCAUGAAGAAUAAUCAUUUCGACAGUCCUUUCAGAAGUCCCUAUGAUUCUGCAACAUUCCCACGUUACGCAACGAUGUCCAGCCCUCAUUCGUCUUUUCGUCAUAAAUCGCCUUAUCAACAUCGAAAGCGACCGUAUUGCCAUCCACCUGCACCGCUUUAUUCAGUAAACAGCCUUACCAGCACCCAACAUCCUCCGAAUUGGCAUAGUCCAUCGAGAACAUCCUUGCCAUGUAUCUAUAAAAAUCCACAGAAUAUGGUAGGUGCUUCACAUUUGAUACAAGGACAUGGUUCCUGUGCAAUUUCUUCCGGCAAUAGGCGCCACAACCAUAAGGAUUCAAGGACGGUAUGUCUUGCUGAACAAUUUGAUGUCAAUGACUAUGUGAUACCGGCUAUGACAUCUAAUCCUUGGUCGAAAUUAGAAGAAUUUUAUGCCAAUCGGCGAUUGGAUGAACAAUGA